This is a messenger RNA of Paramuricea clavata, 736 nucleotides long. NCBI's taxonomy places the organism in Eukaryota, Metazoa, Cnidaria, Anthozoa, Malacalcyonacea, Plexauridae. The record is from the annotation of a GenBank genome assembly.
AUGCAGGGAAACAAAAUAGAACUCGGAGAUUUUGAAAGCUUCGUUUUGCGGUGUUCAAAAGAAGAAAUAUGUGGCAAAAGACGUGAACUGCUAUUGCUAUUGGAUGGAGAUGUUUUCUAUCAUGUUAAAUGUUGGCCAACCGAAAUGGAAAGGAUUCUGUGGAAGAAGCCACUGUCAGAUGAGGAAACAUUUAAAUUAAUGUUAUUUUUGUUGGGUAAUGGAUGUGGACCUCAGCUUACUUGUGAGUGGAUCCUGACAUCGACUUACUGGGGUAGGCAGAAGACCAGAAAGAGAUGUGAUCAGAUGAAGUGGAUUUUUACCAAUAUCAAUAGAUAUGACGCACGUUUGUUCUAUUUUGACAUGUUCCAAAGAAGAAAUAUGUAGCAAAAGACGUGAACUGCUAUUGCUAUUGGAUGGAGAUGUUUUCUAUCAUGUUAAUGGUUGGCCAACCGAAAUGGAAAGGAUUCUGUGGAAGAAGCCACUGUCAGAUGAGGAAACAUUUAAAUUAAUGUUAUUUUUGUUGGGUAAUGGAUGUGGACCUCAGCUUACUUGUGAGUGGAUCCUGACAUCGACUUACUGGGAUAGGCAGAAGACCAGAAAGAGAUGUGAUCAGAUGAAGUGGAUUUUUACCAAUAUGGAUAGAUAUGCCGCACGUUGGUUCUAUUUUGACAUGUUCCACAAAAUACAUUUAUACGUGAAUGGCGAGGAGAGGAAAAUAAAAAAACUAAAAGCAUGA